UUCCGCAGAGAAGAAGCUCUAAGGUACACACAACCUAACAAGGCUUUCUCAUAUACAGCUGUGGAUGGUAAGAAGGUUGUUGUCGCUCCACUGAAAAAGCGUGGAGGCAAACUAUUCAAAAGGAUUUGUCACUACGAUAUUCUUAAGAGGAAUAAACCGCCUUUUUUCACUCUCCAUUGUUUGGUAAGAGAUGCCGCGGCUAGAUUGCCCGGAGGAGUUGGGACUAGAGACGAUGUUUGUGUUUUGGCCAGGGACUCACAAUUCAUCGUUGAGGACAUCUCCGAUUCACAACUUCGCAAAGCUGUAAAGGGAGGGUUGGACCGUCUGCACUAUGAAGACGAUCCGUGUGUGAAAUAUGAGAAGGAAAGGCAUCAGUGGACUUAUCUACAUGGAGAUAGAAAGGUAGAAGAUUUUGAAGAUGAUUCGACAUAA
Messenger RNA from Solanum pennellii, 432 nucleotides. Its product is annotated as nuclear factor related to kappa-B-binding protein-like. The transcript has a single exon. The record is from RefSeq and is a predicted model, not a curated record. The annotation marks the transcript as partial. Lineage: Eukaryota; Viridiplantae; Streptophyta; Magnoliopsida; Solanales; Solanaceae. Gene Ontology annotation, cellular component: Ino80 complex.